This is a messenger RNA of Panicum virgatum (switchgrass), 758 nucleotides long. RefSeq lists its product as uncharacterized. Bases 222 to 758 code for a protein of 178 amino acids. Lineage: Eukaryota; Viridiplantae; Streptophyta; Magnoliopsida; Poales; Poaceae. The transcript has a single exon. The record is from RefSeq and is a predicted model, not a curated record.
AGCAACGACAUCAUCAAAGAUCAAAACAUUUUGCCUCUCGGAGAUCUCAGACCAUCGGCGUCCAAGAACAGGAGAUGCAAAUUAGUUAGUCGAUGACAUUGUGAAGACGGCGCUCAUCUGAUCUUUCAAGAACAAGUGCCGUUGCGUCGCAAUUUAUUUGUUGAUCAGGCUGUUGGGUUUCUUGCCAGUUUGAUCGGUUUGGAUCCGAUCGGGAGGGAUCGAUGGGCGGCCCUCCGCAGAGGCAGCAGCCGGAUCAGGCGCGGCCGGCGGGGAGCGCGUGCGUGUGGGUGGUGGCGGUGCUCCUCCUCCUCGCCGUGCUUGCCGGCGGCGGUUGCCUGGUGCUCUACCUCACGCUGCCCCCGGCCGAUGUGCCGCCCUGGCUGCCGGCCGCCGGCCUCGGGCUCGUCGCGCUGCCCUGGGCGUUCUGGAUCGCCACGUUCGCGUACCGGUGCCGCUGCUCUUCGGGCGCGGCGGCGGCGGCGGCGAGCAACGUGGAGCGGCAGGCGUCGUCGAGGAAUGCCGUGGCGCCGGCGCCGGGCAGCACGAGCCUCAAGGGCGCGCGCAGCGCGAGGCACGCCGCCGAGGGGAGGUCCCCCACCGCCAGCAGCGCCGCGCGCCGGGUGCGGUUCGGCGAGACCACCGUGCUCGGGGAGGACCGCGCCGCCGCGGGGGAGGACAAGGACGACGACGGCUCGUCGGUGCACUCGAACGAGAGCGAGGCGGCGCCCCUCGCCUACAACAUGCAACCCUCGUCGUGA